This is a messenger RNA of Fusarium keratoplasticum, 999 nucleotides long. RefSeq lists its product as uncharacterized. The record is from RefSeq and is a predicted model, not a curated record. The transcript has a single exon. Bases 1 to 999 code for a protein of 332 amino acids. Lineage: Eukaryota; Fungi; Ascomycota; Sordariomycetes; Hypocreales; Nectriaceae.
AUGACCACUACCAUUUCUCAUCCUCCUCUUCAUGUCACGGCCAAUUUGGAUGACUAUUAUGACCAGACCUUUGGCGACUGGCGAGAUGACUUUUUCCGAGAUGGUUAUGUUGUCUUAAAGGGCGCUAUUCCCAAGGAUCGUGCCCUUGGAUAUCGACAAAAGAUGCUUGAGUGGAUCACAGGCUUCAAUAAAGGCUUGGAUCUGGAAGACCCCUUCACCUGGACAGAGGGUCACCUGCCUCAAAGCUUCAAGGCAGGCAUGUACCUCAACUACUGUGCUGCUCACGAAAAGUAUGUCUGGGAUGCCCGCCAAGAGCCCGGCGUUCUCGAAGCCUUUGAGAAAAUUUGGGGAACCAACGAACUCACCGUCUCCUUCGAUACCAUCAACGUCACAUUUCCCAACCGCAAAGAUGUGAGCUGGUCUCCAUGGCCUCAUGUUGAUCAGGCUCCGGAGCGCAAGGGCUUGUCCUGUGUACAGGGUAUCAUCAACCUGUCACGUGCUGGGCCUGAUGAUGGUGGCCUUGUUCUCAUGAAGGGCUCCUCUCGACUGUUUGAUGAGUUCUUUUCACUCAACCCUCCUGAUCGGACCCAGGGUAUUGGAGCCAAACAUUAUGACUUCUACCCCUUCAAGGAUAAUCAGCUGCCUUGGUUCAAAGAGAAGGGCUGUGAGCUCAUCAAGGUCUGCGCCGAGCCAGGUGAUCUGAUUCUUUGGGACAGCCGCAGCAUGCAUUUCGCAAGAUUUCCUGAAAGCAACGAGAUCCGCACCAUCAUAUAUGCGUGCUACACGCCCGCUGCCUUUAUGUCUGAGGAGGACCGCAAGAAGAAGAGUGAGAUCUUCAAGAAGUGGGAAACUACGACACACUGGCCUCACUGUAACUUGCACUCGCACGGCAAGGCUAUGGUUGACGGAAAGAUUGACCCCGACGAGAGAGAUGAGCCGCUGGAGAAGCCUAAGCUGACUUCUCAGCUACUUCGUCUCGCUGGCGUGGAGAAAUAUUGA